AUGCCCGCCGAAGCCCCUUACUCCGGCUCCCAGCAUGCUCCGCUGGAUCCUACCCCCUCCCGCCCAGGCUCGUCGAGGUCGUCAGGCAAGCGAAAGGCGUCCUUCGUAGAUGUCCCUAGCGCUAGGGCUCGAAAGCGUCCACGGGCCCCUCAACCGCCGCCUGCUUCGCCACAUGCAAAGCGGAGGGCUAGAAGGCAGCGAGCCCAGGGCGGAGCCUUCGGGUACCAGCCGAAGUUCAGCCAUGCCCAGAAUGCCAGCUCAAUCUACGCCGGCCUUCACCUCAGCGAUAUUCUUGGCAGCACCUCCGGGUACCUCGGUAAAGAGCGGGUUGAUCCCGACCGUCGCGACAGCAUUUGGUCACUGGAUCAGAUGGUAGGCGAAGGUUCCACCCAUGGGAUGAAGCUCAUCAAGAUCAACCUCACUAAUCCGGGCAUAGCAUUUUGUGUCCCAGCCUGA
Molecule: messenger RNA, 456 nt
Organism: Lentinula edodes (shiitake mushroom)
Lineage: Eukaryota; Fungi; Basidiomycota; Agaricomycetes; Agaricales; Omphalotaceae
Exons: 2
Coding region: 1-456 (151 amino acids)
Source: RefSeq, a predicted model, not a curated record